Molecule: messenger RNA, 195 nt
Organism: Cavenderia fasciculata
Lineage: Eukaryota; Evosea; Eumycetozoa; Acytosteliales; Cavenderiaceae
Exons: 2
Coding region: 1-195 (64 amino acids)
Source: RefSeq, a predicted model, not a curated record
AUGAAUAGACAAAGAGAUUAUAUGUUAAUCACAAAUAGUACUAUGUACUAUACCAUUCGAGUGUCUGUAAUUACUACUAUUAAUACCGUACCAUUCAACUCUAUGAUGAAAUUACCAAAUGCAAGACAACUAGCUAUCGGGUACGACUUGAUCUCUAUGGUAAAGUCAAAAGUGUUUUCUCUAUUGUUACGUUGA